This is a messenger RNA of Acanthochromis polyacanthus (spiny chromis), 3836 nucleotides long. Its product is annotated as ADP-ribose glycohydrolase OARD1-like. Lineage: Eukaryota; Metazoa; Chordata; Actinopteri; Pomacentridae. The record is from RefSeq and is a predicted model, not a curated record. Gene Ontology annotation, biological process: peptidyl-glutamate ADP-deribosylation.
UAUUUCAUUAGUUUGUUUUUUUAAAUAAUUAUGUUCAUCAACAAUUCAAAAGUGAUGGCUGAUUUUGAUUAUUUAAUUUUCAAUAAAUUUUUAUUUAUUGUUACUUUUGUGAGUUUCAAGUGAUUUCAGUGAGAAUUGUGGGUUUUUCCUUCUUUAACUGAGGGGUACCAACAAUUUUGUCCACGUGUGUACCUAAAACAGGUGAGAAGUCUGAAUCUGGCUUGUUUAACCGGAGGCUUACAGUCAGUUAUCAUUCAGCAGUUGCCUCUAAAGUAUGGGCCAACACAACUUUGUCUUAAAUAUGGGUAAAUAUAUUGUGGCAUAUUAUGUUUAGCAGUUUUCUACAUAUUAAUACAUUUGCUGCUCCUUCAUUCUUUGAAGGGUAAAUGGAGAAAACACUAAGUUAUACAUUCAGGGGUGGUUUACAUAUAAAGUUUCUAAAGCUUAUGUUUUCUUCCUUUAAAAGCCUACAGAGAACCAUCAAAUGCAAUCGAUCCAACAUAAAAUCUCAUUUUAUAAAAUGUAACUGUUAUCAACUGUGGGCUAUAGGACAAAAAAAUAACAGGCUACUCUUUCACAAACAUCUGGAAAGGGCUAUUGUGACAAUUACUGUUAUUAGGCAAAUUACAAAAUACAAUGAAUGGACAUUACACGUCUCCAACUCUCACAGAGAGAAUAAAUACUGCAUUUGUACGUCUGCUUUCAAUACUAUUACAAUCACUAAGGUGAAUCUAUUCCUCGUACACUCCUAGCAUUUCAGUGUAAUUUCACCGUGCCAUUCUUCUGUUCUCUGAUUAGUCCCACAUCUUCAGCAUCAUGUCGGACAGAAAAGAAGAAUAAAAACAAACAAGCAUGCAAGAUGUUUUUAACUUUAAAACUUUGUUUCAGAAAUUUGAUAUAACUGUCUUAAACUUUGCAAUAGCAUACAGCCUGACAGAUAACAAAGAUGUCUUAAAACAUUCUAAAUACAUCUUUGGCACAAAUAGCAAUUCUUCCAAGUAAAAUGGCUUAACUUUUAGCAAAAAAAAAUGUCUUGAUUAAAAUUAAAUUCAGGACUUUUCCCGCAAAGCAAGCCGUAUUCUCUACAUGCUAAGUUUAAUGGUUCAGUGACACAGAGGUAAACUAAAUGUACGGAUAUUUGUAAAAAAUAAAAUAAAACACUCCAUCUGAUGUAAAGUUCAAUCUUUACUUCACUUUACUUUCUGUACAUUUAAAAAUUGACAUGUUUUGAAAUCAAAAAUGCAAAAGAUUUUCCUUUAAGGAUUGCUUUAAACAUGAAGCUGCAUGUAUUGUACAACAUUCAGUGUCCGACAAACUGGUAAUGCACAUAAACAUGAGCAGGACGAAAAGUAUCAAAUAUCUCCCAGUGUUCUUUCAGAAAAUGCCACGACUGAUCAUUUUACAUAAUCACACAGCCCACUGAGAAGUCGAGUGCACCCGGUGCUACACUGCACACUCAGCGAGGCUUGCAUACUAAAAGAGGGAAGUCAGGAUGGUGAGAGCUCACAGAGGACAGGCAGGGGGCUACCCUGACCGAACCUCGAGACAUGUUCCCAAACCUACAUGUACAUGUGUUUUUGCCUUCUUUUAAACAUCUGAACAGCAAGUUUGAACCACCAUCCCUCAUCUUUUUUGUUCUAGAUGAAGACAGAACAUGGAAUUUGGAAAGACGCUUGAGCAUUCAUCCCAUGUACAACUUGCCUUUACAAUCUGGACUUGUGCACUCAUGACAUUAUGUCUGAGUAAACACCAUUGUGCCCUUUAACAAUUUCACUUGAAUAAAAAGAAAUUCUAAUUUCUGGUGAGAAAAGGCAAAAAAAGAUGGGCUCGCCACCACUGAACAGAACUUGUGCUAAGUGCGCAGCAGGGACUUUGGGAGUAAAGGGCAGAGCAGGAUUCAGCAGGUCAGUUUAGACAUGGGGAGGGCUACAACUCAUCAGAGUCACACUACACAACACACACUGAACACUGAAGGUGACAGCACAGGAGAUGGCAUAGGGAAGAACUUGUGAGGAGAGGACUCCUAAGAUAAUCAGUCGUAACAUAAAAUGCACUUUCAAACAAGAACUGAAAAGAAAAGCUCAACAAUGCAUGCCAAAUUGUCACAGAGAUACAAAUUAACUCUCGAAGGAUUAGGUGCUGACCAAAAACAGGUAAUAGAGGGGUUUUUUUUGUUUUUUUUUUGCUUUACCUCCUGUGUUUAGGCCUGUGUAGAUGGCGUGUUUACCAACAUAACAUCUACACGUUUGCCUACUGCGUCUCACCAUCAAAUAGAUUAAGUUGAAACAACAGAGGAGGAAAAUGUCAAGUUUGACUUGAGAGUCCAACUUGCAAUCGGGCAACAACACAUUCAUGUAGUUACCAUUCUUGAAACACACCUUAAACUGUGCUAAGCAAAAAGAAAGAACAAAUGUUUAAAAGCACUCAGUAAAAAUGUAUGAAACAGACAGGUAGAGAGGCAUUUGGUGAAACUGAGAGAAACAGCAUGUUGCUGGUUCCAGAUAGGGAAUAGUUUGGAGUCUGUUUUUUUUUUAAAAUAAGUUUUUCAACACCUUCUACCUAGCUGUUAAAUGUCUCGGGCCAAUUUUUACAGCGUACCACAACCUCACGGCGCAUGUCCUGCCACCAUACAGAGCCUCUCGGAGUAUUGUAGUGUAUUAUUUUUGGACACGAUGUGCUAUAAGUAAAAGAUGAUAUUAUUAUUAUGGUAAAUGCUAUUAGAUUCUUCAGUCUAAUAACAGUAAAACCAGAUGUGAAACAUACGUAUAAAAUACAUAAUGGUAUAAUAUGUAUGAAAUCUAUCACAAAAUAAAGAGGGUAAGAUGUGGAGCAAAAAGUUUGAACAUGUGUGGACAUGUUCUCUGUAAAAGAUGGCCUGAUGAUCACUUAAUGCGCAUGUCUUCUGUAAACUGUUCCGGGGUGAAAUAUGAUAACCUGAUGUUAUGAUCUGACCAACAGAUUGAGAAAAGUUUAACCGUGUCAAAACUGCCACUCCUAUCACACGCCCUAUAGGCGUGGAAAAAUGACCGACACUCACAGCAUAAAAAAUGGUGCACAGCUCAGUAUCUUCAGUUCUUCUUGUGUUAUCACUGCUAAGAAUUACUCCUGGAUUUAUUGUUUUUUUGGUUGACAAAUAAAUCCUGCUGCCCUUCGAAUGCUGACUUCUCUUGGUGAUUUUUUGAAGACUUCAUUUACACUUCAGUUGAGGAGCUUGGUACUCUCGGAGGAAAGCCUGUGAACCACUUGUAAGCUGGAAUAAUUUAGUUGCAUUUAUGGCUGACAGACGUAGUCAUCAAGUGAAGCCUGAGCUGCUAAAACAAGUCACCGGCAAUCUCUUCGACUGUCCCAACGAUGAGGCGCUGGCGCACUGUAUUAGUGCGGACUGUCGCAUGGGAGCGGGCAUAGCGGUGCUGUUUAAACAGAAGUUUCAAGGUGUUUCCGAGCUACUGAAACAGAGGAAGGCGCCUGGUCAAUGUGCUGUGCUACUGAGAGAAGGCCGUUUCAUCUACUAUCUAGUUACAAAACAAAGAGCCUUUCAUAAACCCACAUAUACCAGUCUCUACAGCCUUGAGGAUUUGAGGUCACAUUGUAUACGGAAUGAAGUACACAAGCUGUCGAUGCCUCGUAUUGGCUGCGGCUUGGAUCAACUGGAGUGGACCGAGGUAGCCAAGAUAUUGGAACGGGUCUUUAUGGGCACUGGCAUUACCAUCACAAUAUACAGCCUUCCUUGGACAGCAGCAUCUGUGAACUAGCUACCAAUGGAUUGUCCAGAUGUUGCUUGCCAAUGCUAGGAAACUAAUAUUGGCUACCUAUCUACAAUAAAGAGAUGUACUGUA